CCGAAGCUCUGAAACUCCCAUGCGCGCCUCCAAGUAUCCAAGCGUGGAUGAUCAGUUCACCACCCGCUCGCUUCUCUCCAAGAGUUCAAGCCGGAGAAGCCACACGCCCACGCCUAGCCGCACCUCUUCCUCUCUCACCAAAAGCAUGAGCCAAAGGAGCACCACGCCCAUCAUGUAUUCCUUCUCCAGGGCUCGGAGAAAACCUGCGCCCAUUGAGAAGCAGCUCGAGUGCACUCUGGAGGAGUUGUGCCAUGGGUGUGUCAAGAAGAUCAAGAUCACCAGAGACGUGGUUUCAGAUGUUGGGUUAAUUGUUCAAGAAGAGGAGACGCUUAAAAUAAAAGUGAAGCCAGGAUGGAAGAGAGGAACAAAGGUGACAUUUGAAGGAAUGGGUGAUGAGAAACCAGGGUCUCUCCCAGCAGACAUAGUGUUCUUAAUUGCAGAGAAACACCACCCCUUGUUUAAGAGAGUAGAGGAUGAUUUGCUGUUGACAAUAGAGAUCCCCUUAUUGAGUGCUCUCACAGGCUGCACCCUCUCGAUCCCUCUCUUGGGUGGUGCAAAGAUGAGUCUACAACUCAAGGACAUCAUAUAUCCUGGUUAUGAGAAAAUCAUCCCAGGCCAAGGCAUGCCUGAUCCCAGAGACCAAGGAAGGAGAGGAGACCUGCGGGUCAAGUUCCAUAUCAAUUUCCCUACACAAUUAAGCAAUCAACAACGCUCAGAGAUUCGAGAUCUUCUUGGAGAUUCAUGA
Molecule: messenger RNA, 745 nt
Organism: Nelumbo nucifera (sacred lotus)
Lineage: Eukaryota; Viridiplantae; Streptophyta; Magnoliopsida; Proteales; Nelumbonaceae
Cellular component (GO): cytosol
Molecular function (GO): protein-folding chaperone binding
Source: RefSeq, a predicted model, not a curated record